This is a messenger RNA of Plasmodium malariae, 582 nucleotides long. RefSeq names its product conserved Plasmodium protein, unknown function. Gene Ontology annotation, molecular function: nucleic acid binding. The record is from RefSeq and is a predicted model, not a curated record. Gene Ontology annotation, cellular component: chromosome, telomeric region; site of double-strand break; DNA replication factor A complex. NCBI's taxonomy places the organism in Eukaryota, Apicomplexa, Aconoidasida, Haemosporida, Plasmodiidae. The transcript has a single exon. Gene Ontology annotation, biological process: double-strand break repair via homologous recombination; DNA replication; nucleotide-excision repair. The coding region runs from base 1 to 582 and encodes 193 amino acids.
AUGUCUGGUUUAGUAACAAAUUUAAACAUUGAGAGCGGAUAUUUUAAUGAUGAGUUAAAAGAAGAACCAAAUGAAUCUAAUUUCAUGUAUGUUAAUAUUAGUAUGCUAAUUCGAGCAUACAAGAAAGACAGACAUAAAUUAACGAUUUUAAAUAAAAAAUUAAACCUUAUUAAAAUAGUUGGGUUUGUACUUAAUAUAGAAGAAAAAAAAGAAUUUAUAGUUUACACAAUUGAUGACACAACAGGAUAUAUUAAAGCAAAAUUACUUCUAACAUAUUCUUUUAGUAAUUAUAAUGAAAAAAAUGAUGAUAUUAAAGUUAAUGAUAUAAUACAGAUAUUUGGUAUCUGUAACACUGUUAGUAUUAACGAAGAUUUAAGUAUUUCCAUAAGUUCAAUUAACAAAUUAAAUUCGUUUAAUUAUUUAUGUCAUCAUCAUUUAUUAGUAUUUUAUAAUUAUUUAAAAUAUAUAGAGGAUGAGAAAAAAAAACCCAUAGAAGAUGAAAAAUCAGAAAAUGAUGGGGAAGGAAAUCCUUCCAGUGUUCAAAAUAAUGAAAAUCCUUUUUUUAAUUCCUUCUUUUAUUAA